Messenger RNA from Eupeodes corollae, 2133 nucleotides. Its product is annotated as alpha-N-acetylgalactosaminidase. NCBI's taxonomy places the organism in Eukaryota, Metazoa, Arthropoda, Insecta, Diptera, Syrphidae. The transcript is spliced from 6 exons. Gene Ontology annotation, biological process: oligosaccharide metabolic process; glycoside catabolic process; glycosylceramide catabolic process. The record is from RefSeq and is a predicted model, not a curated record. Gene Ontology annotation, cellular component: cytoplasm. Gene Ontology annotation, molecular function: alpha-galactosidase activity. Bases 601 to 1938 code for a protein of 445 amino acids.
AGACUUCAGACAGAGUUAAGACAGUCUCGUUGACGGUCGCAUAGGUUCGAGAUCUUCGAGCUUCCCCUAAAAUACUCUUCUCUCAGAGUGUUACAAAGCCACACGCGAGUUCGUAUCUUAGUACACAAAAAAUAAAUAAAGAUACAAAUUAAUAAAUAAAUUUCAAGUGUGGAUUUAUUUUUCUUUUCUUUGCGAUUUUUUAUUUUGUUCAUCUAAUUUGCAUAGAAAUAAAAUUUCUAUAGUGUGUGCAUCUGAUUUGCUCAGAUUCAAGCUCUCGUUAGGUUUUAUCCGUCCGCGGACAAUCUGUGUUACUUUAAAUCCCAUAUCUCAAUUAAGUUCAUAAUUCAGAUGCAAAAAUAUUUAUUGAAAGUGAUAAAAAUCAAUUAAAAUUAAAAAAAAAUAAAACAAGUGGAAAAUUUAUUGCAGUGUAAAUUCAUUACUGUGGGAAAUAUUCAAAUUCAAUCUAUCUAUUUUUCAAAAAAGAUUCUCGUUAGCAUUUUAUCUCAUUAUUCGUCGAAUUUUCAUCGGCCAAACAUAAAUAAAAGAAAAACUGGUUAAGACUUAAAUUUAAAAAAAAAUUAAAUAAAAACAUCAACAACGAUGCUUCCAUGCCGACGAGUUCUUUCGUCGCAAUGCACUGUGAUAUAUAAGUCUAUGGUUUGUUUCCUUCUUCUGCUGGGAUGUAAUUUAAUUCAUCGGAUUGAUGCCUUGGACAAUGGUGUAGCGAGAACACCACCCAUGGGAUGGUUGUCGUGGGAGCGAUUUCGUUGCAAUACAGAUUGUGAAGGUGAUCCAGACAAUUGCAUAAGUGAAAAUCUUUUCCGUACAAUGACUGAUCUAGUGAUAUCAGAAGGAUACGCAGCAGUUGGAUACGAGUACAUCAACGUUGAUGAUUGUUGGUUGGAGAAAUCCCGAGGACCACAGGGACAACUGGUACCAGAUCGUAGACGAUUCCCCAGUGGAAUGAAAGCUCUAUCGGACUAUAUUCACUCGAGGGGCCUGAAAUUUGGAAUUUAUGAAGAUUUCGGUAAUUACACCUGUGCAGGUUAUCCCGGUAUCAUUGGCUAUCAAAGACUCGACGCUGAUUUGUUUGCCGAUUGGGACGUUGACUAUGUGAAACUUGACGGGUGUUAUUCCCUGCCAUUGGACAUGGAUAUCGGUUAUCCAGACUUUGGUAGACAUUUAAAUAGAACUGGACGACAAAUGAUCUACUCAUGCAGUUGGCCAGUAUAUCAAAUUUAUGCCGGCAUCAGUCCGAAUUUCUCUUCGAUCAUAGAACAUUGCAAUUUGUGGAGGAACUUCGAUGAUAUUCAAGAUUCAUGGGCUUCGGUGGAGAGUAUCAUCGAUUACUAUGGCAAUAAUCAGGAUGUGAUUGCACCUAAUGCUGGUCCUGGACAUUGGAAUGAUCCAGAUAUGUUAAUUAUUGGUAACUUUGGUCUGAGCUAUGAGCAAUCCAAGACUCAAUUCGCCAUCUGGGCAAUAUUGGCAGCGCCACUUCUUAUGUCAGUAGAUUUGAGAACUAUUCGUCCAGAGUUCAAAGCCAUCCUUCAAAACAGAAAGAUCAUUGCCGUUGAUCAGGAUCCUCUUGGUAUCCAAGGUCGGAGGAUCUACAAACACAAGGGAAUCGAAAUCUGGUCACGACCGAUAGCUCCCAUUUAUCAAACAUACUACUCCUACGCUGUAGCAUUUGUGAACCGUCGAACAGAUGGAACACCCUCAGAUGUUGCAGUAACACUUCGUGAACUCGGUCUUACUUCACCCACUGGAUACAGAGUUGAGGAUCUCUAUGAAGACGUCGACUAUGGCGUACUAAGUCCACAGACAAAAAUUAAAGUGAAAGUAAAUCCUUCCGGUGUAGUGAUCCUUAGAGCCGAUGUACAGCCAGAACGUUUUACGAGAACGCCAUAUAAUCCGCUCUCAUAUUUCCAUGUCAAGUAAUAAGAAACGCCAUCUAUUUGUGACUGCUGAAUAGUUUUGCCAAAACCUUUUACACACGAAAAAAAAGGAAGAGGAAAGCAGCCAUUAUUUUUUGUUUCUUUAAAUUUUUCACAUCCUCUAUCUGUGUCUCUAUUCUUUUCCCAGUCUAUCUAGAUUUUUUGGUUAAUUUAACUAUUAUUUAAGUGAAAAACAAAA